AUGGAGGGUGUCAAUCAACAAAAGACAAUCCACACCCUCGAUGGCAAUCAGCCAAACAUGAAUGGCAUCGGCCAAAAGACCAAUGUCAACCAGCCUGUCACUGCUGCUGUUACUACUGAAGGGGACGAGGUUCGUCAGGUCACGCUGGCCGAGUAUAAGCAAGCCGCUCAGUGCUUGGCCGAAGCCUUCGCCGAAGACGACGUAGCACGCUACUUCACUGAAGUCCCUGACCGUGCUCACUGGACCGAGAAGCAGAAAUGGGAUCUCCAUGUGAGCAUUCUGGAGUACAUCACGUAUGCUCACAUCCUGAAGGGCUUGGUGUUGGCCGCAGGUCCUGACUACGGAUGCGUUGCCCUGUGGAUGCUUCCGGGCCAGAACAUGGAUGACUAUCUGACCAUCCUGCGCAGCGGUAUGUGGAGAUUGUGGUACAAGCUCUCGGCUGAAGGUAAGACGCGCUUCUUCGACGAGUUCUUCCCACUGCUCCAUGAUACCAAGCACGAAGUCAUGGGUGUACGCGAUGAUGAGUCAUACUAUCUCGUGUACAUCGGCACGAAGCCUGCAGCUCGCGGCAAAGGCUAUGCACGCAAGUGCAUCGAGUACGUGACCAGGAGCGCAGAUGCCGAGGGCAGAGCCUGCUACCUUGAAAGUAGCAACGCUGCCAACCCAGCCAUUUACCGCAAAUAUGGCUUCGAGACGGUCAGAAGCAUUCAUCUCAAGCGCGCCGAAAAGGUUGUGGACCUCGAUAUCAUGGUCCGCGAGCCUCAACCUGGCAUGAGACAGCCGUUGUUGAGCCUGGAGAAGGUCGACAGUAUGAUGACUGAUGUGCCGUCCGUCACUCGUCCAGUAUCUGUCUCCAUGAAACUAGGAGGAGAGAAAGAGGCAGUCGCCAGUAUCUCCAUCGUUUGA
Aureobasidium musti is the source of this 906-nucleotide messenger RNA. The record is from the annotation of a GenBank genome assembly. Lineage: Eukaryota; Fungi; Ascomycota; Dothideomycetes; Dothideales; Saccotheciaceae.